Molecule: messenger RNA, 1872 nt
Organism: Chelmon rostratus (copperband butterflyfish)
Lineage: Eukaryota; Metazoa; Chordata; Actinopteri; Chaetodontiformes; Chaetodontidae
Product: glutathione hydrolase 7-like
Exons: 15
Coding region: 1-1872 (623 amino acids)
Biological process (GO): glutathione catabolic process
Cellular component (GO): plasma membrane
Molecular function (GO): glutathione gamma-glutamate hydrolase
Source: RefSeq, a predicted model, not a curated record
AUGGAUGAUUCUUCUGAAACAAAACUUAACCAGCAGUUAACAUUCAGUUACAAAAGCUUUGCUGUUUCACCUCAGUUUGCUGAUGGUUCAUCAUCAAGUGACUUCACCUGCGACUUCAAUAAAAACCAUGAUCUCAGCCACGUCCCAAAGGAGAUGCCUCUGAUACAGCUGGCUUCUGGUUGCCCAGAUUUGUCAGACCAAAGCCUUUCUGACCUCAAAGAGACAGAAAAGCCCUGCUCCAGUCAAGAGCCACUCCCGCUGUAUAUUGUAUCUAUCAUCUUUGCCCUUGGAUUGACUUUUGCCCUGAUCCUGCAUGUUUACUUGGGGGAAAGUUUGGUGUUUGUAAAAGGUGUGUUAGUGUCAGAUCAUGAGCGCUGCACUGAACUUGGCCAGAGAGUCCUUCAUGAUGGUGGAUCCAGUGUGGAUGCAGCCAUCACUGCAGCCCUGUGCUUGGGUGUUGUGCAUCCACAUAUGUCAGGUGUUGGUGGAGGUGGGGUGAUACUGGUUCAUGACAUCCACAAGAAUAAAACCAGGGUGAUAAAUUUUCAAGGAACAGCACCUAAAACGCUUAAAGAGGAGAUGCUGCAAAAUGUUUCAGAACUAAAGGCAGGUCUGUACGUGGGAGUGCCAGGUAUGCUCAGAGGUUUACACCAGGCUCACAGCCUGUAUGGGAGUCUAUCAUGGGUGGAUGUGACCACUCGAGCUGCUGCUGUUGCCAGAGAAGGUUUCAAUGUGUCUUUCAGUCUCGCUGAGGCUCUAUCAAAGGUAAAAGGUGAGCAGCUGUCGCAACGUUUCAGGGACAUCUUCUUUCCAGAUGGCCAAGCUCUGCGUCCCGGUUCCUAUCUGAGGAUGCCCAGUCUGGCUGGAGUCCUGGAGGCGGGUCUGUCGAACUUCUAUGAUGGAAACUUCUCACAAGAGAUUGAGGAUGAGGUGCGAGCUAAUGGAGGGGUCCUGAGUAGAGACGACAUCAGUAACUACAGUGUGCAAGUGGAGCAGCCUGUGGAAGGCUUGUACAAUGAAUUUAUUAUUCAAGUUCCUCCUCCCCCAUCUGCUGGUGCUGCGUUGAUAUCAGCGCUCAAACUUUUGGAGGGCGCCCGUCUCAGUGAGAACAAUAACACAGAAAACCAAACAUACCACUGGAUUGCUGAGGCUCUGAACGCAGCUUUGGCUAUGGCCAGUGGUUUGGGUGACCCUAAAUAUAACUCUUCAGUGACUGAGCUUCUCUCCGACAUGCUGAGCAUGAGCCAAGCUGAAGUGCCUCACCAGAGGAUCAAUUACUCUACUGUCCACUCCCUGCAGACAGAGCUGUGGGCUGGACAAGUAGCAGUCAUGGGACCGGAUGACCUCGUGGUGUCAGUAGCAAGUUCCUUGAACAGGCCAUUCGGGAGCAGAAUCACAACACAGUCAGGUGUGAUUCUCAACAGCCUCAUCCUUGACUUCUCCUGGCCAAACAAAACACGAGAGCAACUCAUAACCAAUCAGAAAAACAGAGUCCAGCCAGGAAAGAGGCCCCUAUCAUCUCUCAUGCCCACAAUAGUGGUGCCUGGGAGGCAUAAAUGUGGGAUCCACGCAGCACUAAGCAGUUCAGGUGGACAACAGAGUUUGAGUGUGAUCAUCCAGGUAUUGAUGAGUACACUGUCCCUCCAUAAAGAGAAAAAUGACAGCCUCUCUGUAACGAGACUCCAUCCCCAACUUCAGCCAAACAGACUUCUUGGUGACUCUGAGUUUCCAGAGGAUGGUGUGCAGUUUCUGGAUGAGAAGGGCCACAAAGUUCAAAGCAUGAGGAUGAACUCUGCUGUCCAGGGGGUCCUGAGGAACAAAGAUAACAUUACAGCCAUAACACUACCUCAAUUGUCUCAUAGUUUGACAUAG